This is a messenger RNA of Guillardia theta CCMP2712, 561 nucleotides long. RefSeq lists its product as hypothetical. The record is from RefSeq and is a predicted model, not a curated record. Bases 1 to 561 code for a protein of 186 amino acids. The transcript is spliced from 8 exons. NCBI's taxonomy places the organism in Eukaryota, Cryptophyceae, Pyrenomonadales, Geminigeraceae.
AUGGAAGAGGGCCCUAGUGGAAGGCAAGGAGCAUGGCAAGACAGCGUCUUUCAGAUGGAGCUUGAAGCCAACGAGGAGCUGGUGCAAUCUUUCCGACAACGGAUGGAGGAGGCUGAGAAGUCCAAGGCCGAGCUGGAGGCCGAGCUGGAGAAGGCCAAGCGUGAGAGUGAAGAGACGUUUCAGUCCAUGCAGAAUCGGUUAGAUCAGCAAGAGCAUGAAAACUUUGUGCUCCGAGAGAACGCGCUGAGGCUGCACAGAGAGCUUGACGCCAUCCGGUCGACUUUCAUGGAGAAGCAGAAGGAGGGGGAUGACGAGGUGAAUAGACUUCGAAAUGAGCUGCGAUUAGCCAGGAGGCACGAAGAGUAUCUUUCUAAGGAGCUCGAGAGACAGAAGCGAAAUGCUGAAUCCACCCAAGAAGAAAUGACCAAGUAUUAUCAGGAUCAAAUCGAGAAGUUGAAAUUAGAGAACAUUAUGAUGAGCGAGAGCAUCGACACGAUGGUGACUGGACGAUCCAUCAAAUCGAUCUUUCAAGAGAAGUUGAACGAACCAGGUUCGGAUUGA